Ctenopharyngodon idella (grass carp) is the source of this 2828-nucleotide messenger RNA. Its product is annotated as UDP-N-acetylglucosamine transferase subunit ALG13 homolog. Gene Ontology annotation, biological process: cytokine-mediated signaling pathway; dolichol-linked oligosaccharide biosynthetic process. Gene Ontology annotation, molecular function: cytokine receptor activity; protein binding; hexosyltransferase activity. Lineage: Eukaryota; Metazoa; Chordata; Actinopteri; Cypriniformes; Xenocyprididae. Gene Ontology annotation, cellular component: membrane; external side of plasma membrane. The record is from RefSeq and is a predicted model, not a curated record. The coding region runs from base 823 to 1830 and encodes 335 amino acids. The transcript is spliced from 8 exons.
GGUGGCAAUUUGGGCUGAGGAUGAACCUGUUUUAAUGGGAAUACCUGCACUGGACCCUUAGGAAUCUAAUGAUUGAGAAGAACUGGUUUUUACCAAAUAAAUAUAUGAUUGACACUAGAGGUUGCAGCCUUUAGCCUCCUUGUUAGAGCAUCCGACUCCCACACCGGAGACCCAGGUUCGAGCCCCAGCCAGAGCGGGCUGAGUAGGACCUGGGUGAGGGGUUACAUUGAUGCCGUGACCUGGAUGGGAGUGAGGUUUAGGGGGGUGAGUGUAAUGGAGGCCAGCUAGUAGUUGCUGUGCAAGUAAAAACCUCACUCCUUUGAUCUCAAGAGAUGCUCUAGCGACUGACACUAGAGGUUGCAGCCUUUAGCCUCCCUGUUAGAGCGUCCGACUCCCUCUCUGGAGACCCAGGUUCGAGGCCCGCACAGAGUGCUUAUGUAACCCCUGGGUGAGGUUGUAUAAUAAUGGUAUAGACACCAUAGUGGUGAGCGUUACAUGCAGCUGUAUUAAGCAGUGCUGUCUUGUUUUGGCAAAUUAUUUGUGUUAAAAUAUGAAAAGUCAAUUGUUGAUUGAAAAAAAACAUUAUUAUUAUUAUUAAUAUAAAAUUUCAGAUCACAGUAAUUACUAAUAAAAUAUUUUAGAUAUUUUAUUAUAUCUAUUUUUUUCCUCAUGACUUCUAUUAAGUGACAAAGGAACUGUCAGGCUGUUUAUCAAGAUAUUUAUACUUGAAGACCCGGAAGCUAUCAAGGAAACACGCUGUAAUGAACAUCCUGUGUAGUAUUAGACCACAUUCAUUUGUUGCUCAGACGCUCAGAGGAGAGCAUGACUUACAUUCACACUCCAAGACUAUAUUUUGGGCUUCUGUUCUUAAUUCUGUCCUUUCAACGAUGCUGUUCAGCAGGUGCUCUGAGUGUGCAGUGUAAGAUCAUCAACCUCGAGUAUGUGGAGUGCAUCUGGAACCCAAACACAUCAACAAUGAACUACACCUUCAGCAGUAAAUUUGCAAACGACGACUCCCACGACUGUCAAGAAUACAUCUUGAAGCACAAUUACACUGUAGGCUGCAAAAUUCCUCUCAAAAACCAUGAUCAGAAGUUUUCAAAAUUUCAAAUAUCUGUGUCCACUGAAGGAAACCACACUUUUGAAAAAUCUUUUCAUUCCCUCAAGAGCCUUGUGCAGCUAAAAGCACCCUAUAACCUCUCAGUGAAGUGGAAUGAGCACAACAGCACACUUUUACUACAGUGGAACAGCAGUACCACCCUCAAAGAUAACUGUGUAGUCUAUAAUGUGCGCAACCAGAAAGACGAAACCCAGUUGUCAGCAAAUGUGACAAAAAAGUCAUACAGUCUGACGCAGGUCUCACAGAACAAGCACUAUGUUUUCCAAGUCCGGAGCACUGUCUCUGGUCUCUGUGGUUCUUCAGAUUUAUGGAGUGACUGGAGCCCUCCAGUGGAGUGGGGCAGUGCAGAGAACAUCAGCAGACAAGGCUGGUCGCAGUGGUUGUAUGGUUUUCUGUCAGUACUUAUGCUGUUCUUGCUGGGUUUGUUGUUGUGCUAUUGUGAGAGGAAAGGGAUCAUCUUACUUCCAGUUGUGCCUGACCCUAGCAAGAACCUACAGGACUUGUUCCAUAAACAUGAUGGAAAUGUUGAGAGCUGGGUUCACAUCUCCAGAGAGCUGAAGGAUGCCUUUGAGCCAGACUACACAGAGCCGUCCUGCGAUGUGUGUGAGGUUACGCCCUCUUGUGAAGCCGAUCCCACACCUGUGGCCAGUCCUGCUCCUCAAACUGACAAGUGUGAUGAACCAAGCGCUGCAGAAGAGCAGAGCUCAUAAGACGAAGAGGUGUUAACCUUUCACCUGAACUGUCAUCUCAUUCUUACUGUACAUGUUCACAAGCGACAUUUCAGUGUCUGUUCUCAUUUGCACAUUUAUCUUUUACAAUUGUAUGUAGAGUUUAAGUAUAAGACAGAUGGAAAUUUAAAUGACUAACAUUAUCAAUACUACAGUGAAUCUAAUAGUUUGGAGUUGUUACACUGACGAAGGUGGAAUUUAUUUGAUCAAAAAUACAGUAAAAACAACAACAUUGUGAAAUAUUAUUACAAUUUAAAAUAAUUGUUCUCUAUUUGAAUAUAUUUUAAAAUCUGAUCUAAUUCUUGUGAUGGCAAAGCUGAAUUGUGUCAUAUGAUAUUUCAGAAAUCAUUCUGAAAUCGUGCUGAUUUAGUGUUGAAAACAAUUGUGCUGCUUAAUAUUUUUAAUAUUUUAUAUAUAUAUUAAAUAUGUUAUAUUAUUAAAAAUAUUAAAUAUGUAUUUUAUAAUAUUUUUGUGGAAAAUGUGAUAAAUUUUUUCUCAUGAUUCUUUGUUGAAUAGAAAGUUUAAAAGAACAUUUAUUUGAAAUAGAACUUUUGUAACAUUAUAAAUGCCUUUUUUUAAAUUGUUUUGAUCAAUUUAAUGCACCUAUGUUGAACAGAAGGAUUAAUUUCUUACUGUACCCAAAUUUAAAAACUUAAAAAUACAUGAAUGUCUUUGCAUUACAGCAUUUAAAGGUAUAUCAAACCAAUGGCAUUUAAUUUAAAGAAAUAUAGCACACUUUCAGAAGUGUUUAACUUUUUUGGGGGGGUAUUGUUAGGUUUUUAAUUCUAAAACAAUAUACAGUAUGUAUUGUGUUAAGGCUACAGGUAUUUCUACACUUUUUGAUGGAGAACUUGAAGUAAACAGACUUCAUAAAUCCACUAAGAAUCACCGUGUGCACAUAAUAUUUAAUGAAACUGCCUUUUAAGUUUGGUAACAUGUUGAACAGAUAUGUAAUAAAAAACUUUUGAUUAUGCAUAUCA